AUGAGUGAGAAAAGGGCCAGGGUUUGUUUUAUAGCAUUUCAAUUUUUGCAUGUAAUUUAUAAGUAUGACUACGAGUACAAGAGUUGUCAUUUGCAAACCCAUCAUGAGUAUUGUCCUUAAAGACAAUACCAAAAUAUGUUAAGCUAGGAUGUGAAUGACAAUUUUUGUACAUGGUUGACAAGUAAAAUAAUCUGGUGUUAGCCAGAAUAACAUAAAGUAUGGUGCAUCAGGGCACAGUGAAGCUUAAUGGGUUAACAAGGCACAUUGCCAGAUUGUCUGGUUAACCCAUUGAGUGGCAGUAUGUCCCCUUGAACUAUUUAACUAAACAUACAUGCAGAGGCGCCGGAAUAUCGAUAAUUGGGGGGGCAGAUAUUCAUAUAUUCGUGUCCUGCCCAAUUAAUUUCUUUUUGAAAUCGAUUGUUUUUACAGUCUGUGAACACGAAUAUAUGAAUAUCUGCCCCCGCUAUUAUCGAUUCUCCGGCGCCUCUGCAUACAUGACUUUUCUGAAACUGCCAAACUCCCAUAGAAUGUGCCAACAGCGAUUAUCAGUGGAUCAUUUAGUGGAACAAUAUCGACAUUACUUCUACAACCUCUUGAUCUUUUGAAAACAAGAAUACAAAUUGAUAAGUAUAAUAGGUAAAUAAUUUAUAACACACUUUGGCCUGUCCAAACAAAGUCAACUCGGUUGCUGCAAAAUUAAUUUCUCAGUGCUCCAACCAGGAAUCGCCCCAAGGGCAUAUAUUUUCUGGGGGACCAUGCCCCCCGGAUGGUUGGACAAUAAUUAAACUAGGGUUGGGCGAUAUUUCGAUAUUUUGAUUUAUCGCGAUAUUUUCAAUUGCGAUUAUCGUAUCGAAGGUAGAAACGUGAGCGACGAUAUAUCGAAAUUAUCGUCAUGCUCGAUGACUAUCGUGAUAUUGCUUCACAUGUGUAUUAUUAGCUGUUAUAAAAUCCUAAAAAAUUCUUUCAAUUCCUAGAAAAAUAUAGUUAUUAAAAGAAUUAAAACGAUUUCCUGAAUUAAAUACGAAUUUAAUACGACACAAAAGUUAAUAUUUAUGUAUUAAUCUCACUGCUGAACAAUGAAACUGCAGGCUUUGCUUGCGCUAUGUGCCCAUGGUAUUUGUGCCAGCGGAGUUUAUGGACAGUAAAUAUUAGACUAGAAGAAGCCUUCAUAUUACUUUAAUUUGUUAUAUAAGCUUACUAUGCUUUGAUACUAAUUAAAAUUGAAAAAAUAUGGUCAUUGUUUUUAUCGCGAUAUUAUCGAAUAUCGUGAUAAUUUCCUUGACAAUAAUCGUGAGAUUAUUUUUUUAAUAUCGCCCAACCCUAAAUUAAACCCCACUCGUUUGGGCCUGGCUGUGCCCCUGCAAGCAUCUCAACAGCGUAUCAGUCACACAGAGCUUGUAUGAUAAUCCAGAGACCCAAGGUUUGAUUGACAACACUUGUCUGUGACAAUGGUAAAGUUUAUGCAUGUCAAUUUUUCUUUUUUCAUAUCAUAUCAGGUCUAAAGGUUUAUGGAAGACAUUUAAAGAUGUUGUCAAAAAUGAAAAAGUAAAGGCGUUAUGGAUGGGAACAAUUCCUGUACGUUUAGUAGAUAUAUAUUGGGGUGGUGUUUGUAUUAGAGAGAUACCAUAUUAGAGGUGUGUCUGUAUUAGGGAGGUGUCUGUAUUAGAGGUGUGAGGUGAAUGUAUUAGAGAGGUGUCUGUAUUAGAGAGAUACCAUAUUAGAGAGAUGUCUGUAUUAGAGAGGUGUUUGUAUUAGAGGUGUCUUCAUUAGAGAGGUGUCUUCAUUAGAGAGAUCUCUGUAUUAGAGAGGUGUCUUCAUUAGAGGUGUCUUCAUUAGAGAGGUGUCUUCAUUAGAGAGAUCUCUGUAUUAGAGAGGUGUCUGUAUUAGAGGUGUGAGGUGAAUGUAUUAGAGAGGUGUCUGUAUUAGAGAGAUACCAUAUUAGAGAGAUGUCUGUAUUAGAGAGGUGUCUGUAUUAGAGGUGUCUGUAUUAGGGAGGUGUCUCUAUUAGAGAGGACUGAGAGGUGCCUUUAUUAGACAGGUGUCUUUAUUAGAGAGGUGUCUCUAUUAGAGGGGUCAUUCUAUUAGAGGGGUGUCUCUAUUAGAGAGGUAUCUGUAUUAGAGAGGUGUCUGUAUUAGAGAGGUGUCUCUAUUAGAAAGGUGUCUUCAUUAGAGAGGUGUCUCUAUUAGAGAGGUGAAUGUGUUAGAGAGGUGUCAGUAUUAGAGAGAUGUCUGUAUUAGAGAGGUGUCUGUAUUAGAGAGGUGUCUGUAUUAGAGAGGUGUCUGUAUUAGAGGUGUCUGUAUUAGAGUUGUCUGUAUUAGAGAAGUGUCCAUGUUAGAGAGGUGUCCAUAUUAGAGAGAUGUCUGUAUUAGAGAGAUGUUUGUAUCGGAGAGAUGCCUGUAUUAGAGGUGUCUGUGUUAGAGGUGUAUUUAAAUUGCUACUUUCUGCACUGUAGUCACUGUACCGCACAGUUCCUGGAGUUGGAAUAUAUUAUGGUUGUCUACAUUUGUUGGAUGGAGGACUGAGGUAGUGCCAAGUCAUCCUUUCUGCAUUUGAUGCUGUAUAUAAACUACCUUUGAAAUUAGUUUGUUAAGACCAUUAAUUCCCUACAAAAGUAGUAAAUGUAAAUUGCUCUUAUGUAUUAGAGAAAGGCCAAGUAACUUGAAAAGAUUUGCAUCAGGAGCAACCGCAAGAAGUUGUGCUGUACUGUGUCUCAUGCCAGUUAACGUUAUCAAAAUAAGAUUCGAGGUAAUGGAAAGGAAUUAUUUUCUGGUUGUAUUUCCUCAAACUUAUACUCAUAUUAUUUGUAUAUAUGGAUAAAAAAUAUGUCAUUCCUUUCAGAGUGGCAAAUACCACUAUAGAACAGUUCCUAAGGCUUUCAGUUACAUUUGGUCAACUGAAGGUAUACAAGGUACUUGGUUAACGUUUUGUUUUAGUAAAACUUUGUUUUUCUAGUAAAACUUGUGAUGAAAUAUUUAUAUCUUCAUCAAAGGUUAAUUUUAAUCUGUAAGCUCAGAAACAGAUUAUAUUAUAAUUUCCAGACGGUGAUGUACCAGUUGUGCUAUUGUUGGCGCUUACUGAGAAAUGCCAUAUAUUACUUUUUCUAGUAAUUUCUUUGCUAUUAUGUUUCCUCACAAAAACAUUUACUCUAGGUUUAUACCGUGGAAGUUUUACAACAGUUCUACGUGAUGCUCCCUUCUCUGGUGCCUACUUGAUGUUCUAUGGCCGCAUCAAAGAAAUCGCAAAACAAAGUAAGAAAAUAGGCUGAAACAAACCAUUGUCAAACCCCAAUUUGAUUUCAUAAUGAUCGAAUAAUGAAGGCUGCUUGAUUGGAUAUAUUGAGUGAUUUUUUUGUCUAGGUCUUGGGAAAGAAGAAUUGAAUUCCUCAGUCGUUUCGAUAUGUGGUCUAAUAUCUGGUAUUCUGGCCUCCGUCCUCACACAUCCAGCUGAUGUCGUUAAAACAGCGAUACAAGCAAGCACAGAGCCUUACCAUAAUGUAACAAUAGUUAAAAAUAUUUUUAAGGUAACAGCUUUUGGAUGAGAGUAAUUGAAACCCUGACAGACCUAAGACGUAUGUGUUUUACUUGUUGCAUUAUGGAUGUCCUAAUCUUGUAUUUUUUUUGAGAAAAAAAAUAAAAAUGCCACCCAUCUUUUUCCAUUUUUGUCCAUUCCAGCAAGCAAAAGCAACAAUCAAUAUGCCUUUCAUUCAACCAACAAUUUUAGCAGUUCACACUUGUUUGUCUUUGUAGGAAACUGGUCUGCAGGGAUUUUUCAAAGGUUUUGUACCUCGAGCUUUGAGAAGAACUUUAAUAUCAGCAAUGUCGUGGACAGUUUAUGAAAAGGUGACAUAGAUUAUUACAUUUAGAGAAGUUUAAAUGUAUUGUUGUCCAAAGGAGUAAAAAAAGUAGUGACAAAAAAAAGUCAAGCAAAAUUUGAUAACAUGGUCGUUAAUAAAUUUGUUAUUUUUUCUAGAUAAUGUCCAUUAUUGGAAUCAAGUGA
Paramuricea clavata is the source of this 3997-nucleotide messenger RNA. The record is from the annotation of a GenBank genome assembly. NCBI's taxonomy places the organism in Eukaryota, Metazoa, Cnidaria, Anthozoa, Malacalcyonacea, Plexauridae.